AUGAACUGGUUUCAAUCAACUCCCGUAUGGGAAUGCGGAGACAAAGUCGUCGUUAUCACGGGGGCGUCGUCGGGAAUUGGGAAAGCUCUCGCCCAAGACUUGGCGGACCAAGGUGCCAAGCUAGUGCUCGCCGCCCGACGCCAGACCGAGCUGGAUGCUCUGGCAGCGGAACUCCCAGGCGAGACCUUGGUGGUGCUCACUGACGUUAGCAAGGAAGAGGACUGCCAAAGACUAAUAGAGAUGACGAUUCAAAAAUUUGGACGCAUUGAUGCGCUCGUCAACAACGCUGGCAUUUCUCAGACCACCCGCUUCGCGGACGAGAAGAGUCUCGAUCGGUACCGUGCCAUGAUGAACGUUAACUACUUUGGUACUUUACAAUGUACGUUCUACGCGUUACCCUAUAUCCAGCAAUCCUCCGGCAUGAUUGUGGCCGUCAGUAGUAUGACUGGGAAACUGGGCGUUCCCACGCGGACGGGGUACGCCGCAUCCAAGCACGCGAUCCACGGCUUUUUGGACAGUUUGCGUACAGAGCUGAUCAAUACCGAUGUGCACAUCCUACUGGCUUGUCCUGGAUACGUGGCCACGGACGUUCGUAAGGUUGCUUCUGGUACCGAUCGAGACCAGAUCAACGACGCUCCGGAUCUCAUGUCGGCGGAAGAAUGUGCCGCGCAGAUCCGUCGGGCUAUGGAAGAAAAGCGCCGCGAGAUUCUG
Molecule: messenger RNA, 711 nt
Organism: Phaeodactylum tricornutum CCAP 1055/1
Lineage: Eukaryota; Bacillariophyta; Bacillariophyceae; Surirellales; Neidiaceae
Exons: 1
Cellular component (GO): membrane
Molecular function (GO): oxidoreductase activity
Source: RefSeq, a predicted model, not a curated record